Messenger RNA from Nycticebus coucang (slow loris), 4363 nucleotides. RefSeq names its product F-box and WD repeat domain containing 8 (gene FBXW8). The transcript is spliced from 11 exons. Gene Ontology annotation, molecular function: protein binding. The coding region runs from base 91 to 1887 and encodes 598 amino acids. The record is from RefSeq and is a predicted model, not a curated record. NCBI's taxonomy places the organism in Eukaryota, Metazoa, Chordata, Mammalia, Primates, Lorisidae. Gene Ontology annotation, biological process: cilium assembly; protein ubiquitination. Gene Ontology annotation, cellular component: centriole; Cul7-RING ubiquitin ligase complex; ciliary basal body.
UUCCGGCCGCGGCGGAAACUUCCCGCGGAGGGACUGUCCCGUGGCACCCGGAGGGAGUGAGAAGAACUUGGAGGCCCCGGAGCGGCGACGAUGGACGACCACAGCUUGGAGGAGUUUCGUCGACGCUGGCAGGAGGAACUCUCGCAGGCCCAGGCGCAGAGGAAGCGGCGACGGCCUGAGGCUGCAGAGCGGCGGGCGCGGAGGCCGGAGGUGGCCCCGGGGCGCGGCGAGCAGGCCUCAGGGUACCUAGCACUGGCUCAGGGCCUCCUGGAGGGCGCUGGGCGGCCCCCGGCAGCGCGGGCUGCUCGGGCCGAGAGGGAGGACGCAGCGAGCCGUUCCCGCUCUCCUCUGGCUCGCGAGGACUCGGGGGGCGGUGAGCAGCUGGUGGACCAGCUCAUCCGCGACCUGAAUGAAAUGGAUGAUGUGCCCUUCUUUGAUAUCCAACUACCUUAUGAAUUGGCAAUCAAUAUAUUUCAGUAUCUGGACAGGAAAGAUCUAGGAAGAUGUGCACAGGUGAGCAAGACAUGGAAGGUGAUUGCAGAAGAUGAGGUGCUGUGGUACAGGCUGUGCCAGCAGGAAGGGCACCUUCCAGAGAGCAGCAUCUCAGACUAUUCUUGCUGGAAAUUCAUCUUCCAAGAGUGCCGAGCCAAGGAACAAAUGUUACGAACCAACUGGAAGAAUCGAAAAGGUGCCGUGAGUGAGCUGGAACCUAUUCCUGAUGCAGUGUUAUGUGAUGUGCAUUCUCAUGAUGGUGUUGUCAUUGCUGGGUAUACAUCAGGGGAUGUGAGAGUUUGGGACACCCGCACCUGGGACUAUGUAGCCCCCUUCCUGGAAUCAGAGUAUGAGGAGGAUGAGCCUGGAAUGCAGCCAUAUGUCUCCUUUGUGAGGAUAAACAGUUCGUUGGCGGUAGCGGCUUAUGAGGAUGGAAUUCUUAAUAUUUGGGAUCUAAGGACUGGAAAGUAUCCUAUUCAUCGUUUUGAGCACGAUGCAAGAAUACAGGCACUAGCGCUCAGCCAGGAAGAUGCUACUGUUGCCACAGCUUCUGCUUUUGAUGUUGUAAUGUUAUACCCCAAUGAGGAGGGAUACUGGCAAAUAUCUGCAGAAUUUGAAGUUCAGAAACUGGUUGACUACCUUGAAAUAGUUCCAGAGACUGGAAGGUACCCUGUGGCAGUAGCCACUGCUGGAGAUCUGGUGUACCUGCUAAAAGCUGAGGACUCUGCCAGAACCCUCCAUUAUGUCUAUGGCCAGCCUGUCACAUGUCUGGAUGUCUCAGCCAACCAGGUUGCUUUUGGUGUGAAGAGUCUGGGAUGGGUGUAUGAAGGAAACAAGAUCCUGGUGUACAGCCUAGAAGCAGAACGCUGCCUCUCAAAGCUGGGUAAUGCUCUUGGUGACUUUACUUGUGUCAACCUCAGGAAUAGCCCUCCCAACCUGAUGGUCAGUGGCAACAUGGACAGGAGGGUGAGAAUCCAUGAUCUCCGCACUGAUAAAAUUGCCCUGUCAUUGUCCGCCCACCAACUUGGGGUCUCUGCCAUCCAGAUGGAUGACUGGAAAAUUGUCAGUGGUGGUGAGGAAGGCCUUGUGUCUGUGUGGGAUUAUCGGAUGAACCAGAAGCUGUGGGAGGUACAUUCCAGACACCCUGUGCGUCACAUCUCGUUCAACAACCACAGCCUCAUCACAGCCAACGUGCCCUAUGAGAGGGUAGUACGAAAUGCUGACCUGGAUAACUUCACUACUCACAGGAGGCACCGGGGGCUGAUCCAUGCCUAUGAGUUUGCAGUGGACCAGCUGGCUUUUCAGAGCCCUCUUCCUGUCUGCCGUUCAUCUUCUGAUGCCAUGGCUGGGUACAACUAUGACCUCGCGCUGGCUUUUCCCUAUGAUCAUAUUUAGGGAAUUGCCUCAUCUGGGAGCAGGGAGAAAAAUGGCAAGAACAACUUCUUUAAAUUUUAAAACAACAGGGCAGCUCUGCACUGGUGUCAAACGGUAGGGGGUAAGAAACCAGCCCCAGGCUUCAGCUGUGUGACAGCGGAGGCUCCUGAGCCGCCUUUGCGAGCUCAUUCCUUUAGAGCCACCUGUGAAAGCUGGAAUUUGUCAUGACUUAUUCCUCUUUGUUCUCUCUCCUAUAGCUUUGAGUACCACAUGCUGCUGACUGAAAUGUAACCUCCUUCCUUACAUGCCUCUAACCUGAUACCCGCUCCAGCCCAUGGUGUCCCUGAGUCUCUUCCCUGCCUGUCUUCCAAGUGAUCCCCAUAGAUCUCCCCACAUCAUUCUUUACACUACAGGGCCCAGCGUGGUCCCUGCUCCAGUCCUGCAGGCCAUUGUCCCAGUCUCCCAACUCUGCUUGCACUCUGUGGUCUAUGGAGGUGCUACUCCCUGGCUUAGAAGGCCCCCACACAUGUGUCCUGUGGACUGCAGGGGUACACUUGGGGUUUCUCGGACACCCACCACCAUCACCACCCCAAUGUAAAGCUGCCAUAGCAGGACUCUCUCUUUAUACCUUUUAGUAUGGUUUAGAAUUAUAUAUUUAUACAGUUAUUUCAUUGAUAACUAUUUUGCUUACUUUUGCAGCUACAGUAUGUGAUACAAAGUUAAUAUUCUAAUUAUUCAUUGACUAAGCAGCCAUCCUCCAUAUGGGAUGGAAGGUGAUCCUGUGUAGCAAAUGAGAGGAGGAACCCUGACCUUAAACCAUAGAGAUAAAGUAGGACAGCUCAAGGACUAUUCAGUUUGAUAUCUAGCUUCCAAUUCCAAAGUAUUACACCUAGCCUUUGCAGCAUUCUAAACAGCAAAGCAUCCACCGAAUAUACCUGCAAAAUACCAAAGCAAAACUGACAAGAGAACAACAAAGAGAAAUUAAAUCCAUUCUUACCGUGGGUAAUCAACAGAUCCAGUCAAUGGGAAAAACUUACAAAUUUGGAGGAUUUACUUAAUGUCAUGAACAAGCUUGAUUGAUCUAACAGGGGCAUGUGGAACUUUGUACCUUUUCAAAUACCCUUUGACUAUUCACAAAGGCAACUCAGAGGCAUCAAGACUGAGAGUACACGGGCCAGAUUCACUGACCCUAAUGCAGUAUAGUUAGAAAUAACCAAAAGGCAAAAUAAUAAAGCAGAACACCUGGAAUUUCCAAACAUACUUGCAUUAACUUGGAUUUAAGAGUAAUAAAACCAGAAAAUAUAAACUCUCUACCCAGGGUGCAAAGCCAGAAGGUACUGAGAAGAGCUGUAACUUUUGAAACAGGAAAUAAAUGAAUAAGUUGUCACCUCAGAAAGGCUCAAAAAGGUGCAGUGAUCCCAAAGACAGUAGAAGGAAAGAACAAAAUAAGGGUAGAAGCAGAUAUGAAUGGACUAGAAAGCCAACAAAUAGCUAAAACUGCUUUUAGCUUCAUAUUAGGAGACAAAAUAUACAACUCUUGGUAAAACUAAAGGCUCAAGGUGCUAUGAGGAGCAGAAAAAGAGAUAACUAUGGACUCAAUAAAAGUACCUUCAAUGUGGGUCAUUGGCCCACAUUGAUCUGAGAGAAAAACAAGGCUUCUCUGUUGCACAUGAGUGCAUGUCUUUGGGAAGCACUUGUCAUUACUCAAAGGCCUAGAACUUUCCAGUUGUGAAGGUUUCCAGGUUGCUCAAUUAAACUUCUGUCUCCAACUACAUAGGAAAAUGGAGCCCCACUGCGAACUGUCACUUUCUUGGGGAGGCAGGCUGGCCAGAUGGCUCUCUGCUUCCUUUCCACCAAAUUGUAAGUGAAGCCAGCCUGCCAUUAGCAAGUGUGGGGUUUUAUCUGGUGGUCUGACCCCUGGUGACCUGGAUUUACAAGGUUUCCAUUGAGCCCGUGGAAGAGUCUUCAGGCAGCCGAACCACAGCCCUGGGAGAGUGUGUUUCUUGUCUGGCUGCAGGCCCUUCCAGCCUCUUCCCAUGUACAUUCUCCCUCCCUAGCUCUGUACCAAUUAAAGAUUGUUGAAAAGUUUAAAAGAAAUUAGACCCCCAAAAUUUUACUAAAAUAGUUUAAACCUGUUGUUCCUCACUGCCAACAAGUCUGCUUAUAAUGUACCUCCUGUUCAUGAAAACCUCCUGGGUUUGUGAAGGAGAGUGUAUCUGACCAAACUGUAACCUUCAGAGACACCAGGCAGUGUUUGCUGCUGCAAACAGAACAGGCUGACCCUUUCUGGCAAGGUUACACACUCCCUUAUAAGCCAGCACUUAACCACGAGUCAGAAACCCUAGGCCCUGGGCCCUGGUCUGCCCCAUCUGCUCACCCCACCUUACCUUUACCCCUCUGGCUUUCUGAGGGAGCUGCUUCACAGUGCCAAGUUUUUAGUGGAUUUAUCGUCUGCUUUUCUCUGGCUCUUCUGCUUCUCAAACUCUUUUUUUUUUUU